CUGGGCUGUGGGGCCAGGUCUGAGGCCGGAGGGAAAGGGCGGCUCAUGGUGCCCACCUAGGAGCUGGUGCGGUUACUGCAGGAGCCCAGGUUGGGAGAGCCACGGGUUGGGGAUGAGGAAGCCAGAGGGUCUUGGGGAUUUCUGAGAUCCAGGCGUGGCCCCAGAUUCCACUGCCGGCCACAGGUACCCCGUGCAGGGGUCAGCGGGACGCCUCAUGCUUGCCAAGCCCAGGAGAAGCCCGGACGUCCGUGGCCGCUCUAGAGGCCGCCCUGCAGGACUCUACCAGUGGGUCGCUGUCCUCUUGGGCGCCACCAUCUGCCAUGGGGCCAGCCAGGCUGGCCUUGGGGGAAGCCAGCUCCGGACCCCGCAGCCUUACCAAGGAGAGGAAGGCCCGGGGGGUGUGUUAGAGCCAGCCAAGAGAUGAGCAGCUCUGGGCCAGUCCGGCUCCAGUGUGGACGAACCUGGUCAGGUGUGCGCUGGCUUGGGUGACAGGUUCCACCAGAACCAGCCGGGAGAGAUGUCCUCGGUCCCGUGGGGCGGUGGAGCCAGGCCUCUCUGACCCUGGCAGCACCGGGUGGCAUGGGCACGCAAGGCGGGGUGCUGGCUUCCCGGGGUGCUUCCGAGAACACGUCAGCUCUUCAAGCAUCUGUGGCCAGACUGGCUCUUCCGGACCCCAAGGCUUAGGUGGGGCCUUGGUCCGCGUCCCUGGGGGAGGGUGACAGGAUUUGGGGCAGAGGCCCGGUCAGGCCAGCCCUGUGGAGCUUGAGGCUCGGACAGAUACAGACUCACAAACACCCAAGGGCGGAAGCAGGCCCAGGCACCCGUGGGGCACCGCUGCCCAGCAGCACACUUCCUCGGGCCAGGACCCAGGAGCCCUGUGCUCCAGGGUCAGGUGGAGGGGGAGCCUCAGAACGGGCCAGGACCCAGAUGGCCCACCCCGACGGUGGCAGGCCCCUGUAAGGGCACCUGGGUGCCGGUGGGGCCGCCCCCUCAGCUCUGCUCCACCCCAGGCCCGCCUGAACUCCGAGGUAGUGACACGUAUCUCAACCAUCCUUGUCCCCAAGAUGUCUGGCUGGGUCGGAAUGCCGUGGGGACAGCCCAGCUCGGGGCCCCAGGCAGCGCCUGAGCUCAGGGCUGGGCCCUGACCUCUGUCUGGACCUGGACCCUGCGGGGUCUCCUUAGGGCUGUCCACACCAGCCCAGAGGGGUCAGAUGUCAGGGUGAAGGGCCCCGGUCCCCUCUUAUUAAAGAAGCACCAUCCCAGGGCACCAUCCCAGGGCACCAUCCCUGGGGCCCUGAGGGCAGACGGGACCCCCGACCCCCACACUCCAGCUUCAGGACAGCUACUCACUGCCAGCAGCAAGGGCAGGAAGGCCCUUCACAGGCCCCGGAUAUGCACACCAGGGGGUGUGUCUGGGAGCGCCCCAGCCCCCACCCAGGAAGCGCUACCACACCUGCCCCCGGUCCUUCCUGCCCAGGGCUGGCUUCUAGGUCAGGCCCCGGCACGACGUCCCAGAAGAAGGAGCGGAGGGCGCUGCUGGAUCUGGCUGCGCAGCUUGGGGUGUGCCGGGGGCCAUGGCUUGGGGGGCGUGGGGCCAGUCCCGCGGGGUCCCUGUGGGGGCUCUAACCCUGACAGCUCUGGCUGAAGGGAUCCAGGCCAACCAGGGACAGACCCCAGGUAGCUCUGUCCUUGGCCGUCAGCCCACACAUGGGCUUGAACCUGAGUCGGAUCCCAAGAGUGUGGCUGCCGUCUCCGCCCCGGGAUGUGAGGCCUCUAAGGAACCCUGUCAGGACCCCCAGAGCUCCCGGGAGGAGGGGGCCCUUGCGGACCUGGCGGCGUACACCGCGGCCUGCCUGCAGGAGGCCGGCUUUGUGGGGACGCAGGCGACAGAGCUCACACUGCCCUCAGCUCCGGAGGCCCAGGGCCAGCCUCUGGAGGCGCAGGUGUAUGCCCUGGUGAGCCGGCUGCUGGCGCAGGUGCCCAGCCUGGCCGAAGGGAGGCCCCGGCGGGCGGCCCUCCGGGUGCUGAGCGCGCUGGCCCGGGAGCACGCUCGGGAGGUGGUCACAGUGGGAGCCCAGGUCGGGGCUCCAAGGUGGGACGAGCGAGCCAGGUGGCGGCUUCUCCCCAGCGACCCUGGCUCUUGGGUCACUCUGCUCAGGAGAAGUUCUCUGGGGUUUCCUUCUGUACAGGGACUGUGCCCAACACCAGACCCUGUCUCAGCGGCUCCCACCCCCAGGGCGGUGGCUGAACUGUGGCCCAGCCUGAGCCGGAAUCAGUGCGUGAACGGGCAGGUGCUGGUCCAGCUGCUGUGGGCGCUGAAGGACCAAGCCGGGCGGCAGCUGGAGGCCUUGGCGGCCACUCGGGCCCUUGGGGAGAUGCUGGCUGUGUCUGGCUGCGUGGGUGCCACGCGGGGCUUCUACCCACAGCUCCUGCUCCUGCUGGUCACGCAGCUACACCAGCUAGCGCGGGGCGUGCGCGCCCCUGGCUCCCCGAAGGUGUGGGGCCCCUCGCAGCGAGGGCCGCCGCCCAGCCACGCCAGCUGCGCGGUGGAGGCCUUGAAGGCCUUGCUCGCCGGGGACGGUGGCCGCAUGGUAGUCACGUGCAUGGAGCAGGCCGGAGGCUGGAGGAGGCUGGUGGGAGCCCACACCCACCUAGAAGGCGUCCUGCUGCUGGCCAGUGCCAUGGUGGCCCACGCGGACCACCACCUGCGAGGCCUGUUCGCGAACUUGCUGCCACAGCUGCGCAGCCCCGACGACGCGCAGCGCCUCACGGCGAUGGCCUUCUUCGCCGGGCUGCUGCAGAGUCGGCCCACGGCGAGGCUCCUGCGGGAGGAGGUCAUCCUGGAGCGGCUCCGGGCCUGGCAGGGCGACCCCGAGCCCACCGUGCGCUGGCUGGGUCUGCUGGGCCUCGGCCACCUGGCGCUGGACCGCGGGAAGGUGCGGCACGGGAGCAGGCUGCUGCCCGCGCUGCUGGGUGCGCUGGGCGAGGGCGACGCGAGGCUCGUGGACGCGGCGCUGGGCGCGCUGGGGAGGCUCCUGCGGCAGCCGCGGGCGCCCGUGCGCCUCCUGAGCGCCCAGCUGGGGCCCUGGCUACCGCGGCUGCUGGACGACGCCAGGGAGUCGGUCCGCGCCUCGGCCGUGGGGCUUCUCGGGACGCUGGUGCGGCGGGGCCGGGGCGGGCUCCGGGUGGGGCUCCGCGGCCCCCUCCGGAAGCUGGUGCUCCAGAGCGUCAUCCCUCUGCUGUUGCGCCUGCAAGAUCCCAGCCGUGAUGCCGCUGAGAGUUCAGAGUGGACCCUGGCCCGCUGUGACCAGGCCUUACGUUGGGGCCUGCUGGAGGACACGGUCACUGUGGCCCACUAUGACAGCCCUGAGGCCCUAAGCCGCAUCUGCCACUGCCUGGUUCAGCGGUACCCAAGUCACACCCCCAGCUUCCUGAGCCAGACCCAGGGCUACCUGCGGAGCCCACAGACCCCUUUGCGCUGGGGCGCGGCCGUGCUCCUAGGCUUCCUCAUCCACCACACCAGCCCUGACCGUGUCCACCAGGACCUGCUGGACUCUCUGCUCCAGGACCUGGGACAGCUGCAGAGUGACCCAGAGCCCGCCGUGGCCGCCGCGGCUCAUGCGUCCGCCCAACAGGUGGCGCUGCUGGCCCGCGCCCAGGCCUGGCCCCGCCGCCCAGGACUCUUCAACUUGCCCCUGCCUCUCCUCUGCCCAGGCCUCUGGCACCGCAGCCCGCCCCCCCGGCCCCCACCAGUCUACCCCAACAGCCCAUUCCAGCCCCGGAGCGUCAUAGGCCGCUGGGGCUGCCUGGGACCCGAAUGCGCCUGAGCCCGAGCCAGCCUGAGGGUCCCCGGGGUCGCAGACAGGCAGCGCUCCGCUCCGGGGCCAGUCCUGGCAGGGGCAGGUCAGGAGCAGCUCCCCUUGAGGGCCCCCCCCUGGGCCCGGGCCUGGAUGGGCUCCAACCCUCCCUCGCUAGGGACGCACCGCCACAACAGCCUCGUGAGCCAGGACCGGGGCGCCUUCUGUCCAAGCGCCAUCUUGCCUGCAGCCCGCCUUGUCUCUUGCCCGCGUGGGCCCAUCUGUCCCCAUUCAGGCCAGCAACCUGAGUGUGCCCACCCCCAGUUUGGAUGGCACCUGGCACCUAGCUGGGUUCCGAUGGGGGUCAUGGUGACCCUGGCCCAACCCCGGGAGCUGGUGCCACGAGAGGCCGCCUGCUUGCUGGGUCUUCACGUAUGGCCUCCCCCCUCUUCCGCCCCCGCCUGUCUGGGCUGUCCUCCCCAGUGGCCCAAAGUCCCCCAUCACAUGUCCCACUCCUCACUGGCCUGUCACCAUCGCCCCCACACUCCUGUGCAUCGCGUCACAGAAAGGUCACCAGACCUUUUCUGGGUUCCCCCUGACUUCCCCACUGGAGGCUGGAGGUGGGCUUCAGGUGUGGGGUACCACCUCCUGCCCCCUCCAGACUGAGCCCCAGGUGGCUCCCCAGGGCCCUCCCUGGGCCAGAACGAGGGCAGAGUGAGGGCACGUGCUGGGAGGAAGCGGCUCUGGGUCCUGGCGGGCCCCUCCGCCCGGAACGCCUGUCUUCAGACGUUCUCUUGCCUUCCCAGACCCAACCCCCAACGCCAUGUCCUCAGAGAGGCCUUGGCUCAUGCCGACCUCUUGGAGGGCUGAGACCCGUCCCUCCACGUCUGGGGACUCUCUUGGGGUCCCGCCUGUCCCCUGGGGGAAGUGGUGAAAUAAACACAGGUGCGUUA
This is a messenger RNA of Mustela lutreola (European mink), 4750 nucleotides long. RefSeq names its product maestro heat like repeat family member 6 (gene MROH6). The coding region runs from base 1575 to 3827 and encodes 750 amino acids. Lineage: Eukaryota; Metazoa; Chordata; Mammalia; Carnivora; Mustelidae. The record is from RefSeq and is a predicted model, not a curated record. The transcript has 15 exons. Gene Ontology annotation, cellular component: cytoplasm.